Pocillopora meandrina is the source of this 813-nucleotide messenger RNA. The record is from the annotation of a GenBank genome assembly. Lineage: Eukaryota; Metazoa; Cnidaria; Anthozoa; Scleractinia; Pocilloporidae.
AUGCUGGGAGACAGUGGCCCUCAGUUUUUGCAAUCUCUCAGAGUACCAGACUGGACCCCUCUGUAUUUCAAACUGCAGUCGAGGAUCCCGGACCAAGCCUGGCAAACGUUACGUAGCAUUUCCAAGUUAGGACGAACCGACUUAAGUCAUAACGAUUAUAUUUUUAUUAAGAUUGGAAAAAGUGUAUUUGCUGCCUUAUAUUUUGUUGUGAUUAUUAAUUUUAAUUAAUUAAUUAAUUUUUGAGCAAGUCACCUCAUGCCUAGAAGACAAGGAAAACUAGUGAGUUGCAACAAUUUUUUUAGGAAUUUUACAAUGUCACAUUUUUUUGUUCUGUAGGGAAACUGUGGAGGCCCUAAUAAAAGAUCUAAAUCGCCAGAAGGAUGCCAUCAAGAAAACUGGAAUAGUGGUUGAUGGAAGAUGCUUUAAAGUUAAAUUUACAGGUUAUUUAUGUCUUCCAAUCUUGACUCUUUAUAUUUUUUUACCUUAUUAUUAUUUUUUUUGCAAUGUUUUUAUGUUACAUGUCUAGCCAUGUUAUAGUAUUAUUGAAUCUAUUUUAUGCUUGGCAGUGUUAAAAAAUAUCUAGGAAAGUGGUGUUUAAUAUAAAGUCUACCAUUUGAGAUCUGUGGUAUAGCUAUUUAAACUUCAACUUGAUAUUAUCUUCUUGUGACAGUUACUCUUGAUUACAAAGCAUUGAUAACGCUACUCAAGCGAAAAGGUUGUGGUGCCGACAAAUAUGUCGAUAACCUUUGCAACCGACGAUUGGACACAGAGCGCUGUGUAUUCUGCAAAGUUAUUAGAGUAGGUUAUACCUGA